This is a messenger RNA of Eimeria mitis, 2958 nucleotides long. RefSeq lists its product as uncharacterized. NCBI's taxonomy places the organism in Eukaryota, Apicomplexa, Conoidasida, Eucoccidiorida, Eimeriidae. The record is from RefSeq and is a predicted model, not a curated record. The transcript has 4 exons. Bases 1 to 2958 code for a protein of 985 amino acids. Gene Ontology annotation, cellular component: nucleoplasm; nucleolus.
AUGGAGCAGCUGCUCAGUCAGCCGCUGCAGCAGCUGCUGCAGUCCCCGCUGCUGCAGGAGCAGCGGCCUGCGUCUUCACUUUAUAAGCAGCCAGAGGAUGAGCCCGAGCAGCAGCAGCAGCAGCAGCAGCAGCAGCAACAGCAGCAACAGCAGCAGGAGAAUAAAGGGGAGCUGCUGCAGCAGGAAAAGGAGUUGCUGCAGCAGCAAAAAGCCCAAGCAGAGCUCUGUACCUUUCAGUAUAGUUUGAUGGGGGCCCCCGCGGGGGCCCCCCGAGAGGCCCGUAUGUGGGGUACAGAGAAGCUGCCAGAUAUGCUGCCUCCUAGCGUGAGUGCUGCUGCUGCUGCAGCAGCACUCAGCAGCAGCAGCAGCAGCAGCAGCAGCAGCAGCAGCAGCAGCAGUGGGUUUGAAUGCUUCAUCGAUGACAUGACAGUCUCUGACUUUUUGGGGUCACUGCAGCAGCGGGUGUUGUGGUACAGUAAGCUGGAGCGUCAGGUGCAGCAGCUGCAGCAGCAGCAGCAGCAGCAGGAGACGUUGCUGCGUGAUGGCCUCAUGCUGCAUCUAUCUCUUUCUCUCUUCUCUCUCUUUCCUUCUCGCUUCAGUCACCAGGGGGCGCAGCAGAACUCCCUCCACUUUCCCGCGUACCGUGUGUCUCCGUCUGCUGCUGUUGCUGGGGGCCUUGCUCCUCUUGCUGCAUACGGUGGCAGCAGCAGCAACGUUGCUGCUGCUGCUGCUGCUCACGCCCUGCAGCAGCAAACUGCAGCUCUUAAUGCAGCAGGAGACGCUGCAGCACCCACCAACACCAGCAGCAGCAGCAGCAGCAGCAGCAGCAGCAGCAGCAGGGAGGGGAGCUCAUCGAGUACAGCUGUGAAACAAGAAACAGCAGACACCCCAGCAGCAGCAGCAGCAGCAGCAGGGGGCCGUCCCUGUCUCUAUGAGCUGUAUAGACCUGCUGUUGUCCCCUCGCUCAGCAGAUACAGCGAGCUGGGGUUGGAGUCGCUGGUAGCAGAGGGGAGACAGUUGCUGCAGGAGACAAGGAGUGAAGCUGACGAGCAGCAGCAGGAGCAGCAGCAGCAGCAGCAGCUGCAGCAGCUAGCUGAUGCUAGCCCUUUUCUCGCUGCUGUUGCAGACCCAUGGCUAGCUACGCUGCUGCAGCACACCGAGCUGCUGCUGCGCCAGCUGCUGCCGCUCAGAGCGUGGCAAGGAGGAGACAAGAGAAGGAUGAGCAGCGCGUUGCCGCUGUCUGCGCGGGGCGUGCUGGCGCUGUGCAGCGUGUCUGUGGAGUUUUCUGUGUCUCUGCUGCGGCAGCAGCUAGCUAGCCAGCUAGCCAAGCACCAGCUGCUGCAUGCAGCGUUGGGGGCUACUGCUGCUCUCGAGGGUUCGGUGCUGCGGGCGGUGUAUAGUCUGCCGCAGCACGUGUUCUCUUGUUUGCUGCAGCGGGGUGGGGGGCUGGGUAUAAAGAGCAGCAGCAGCAGCAGCAGCAGCAGCAGCAGCAGCAGCCAGCAGCAGCAGCAGCAGCAGCAGCAGCAGCAGCAGCCAGCAGCAGCAGCAGCAGCAGCAGCAGCAGCAAAGAGAAGCACCCUGGGUACCCGCGCUGCAGCAACCACCAAAAAGAGCAGCAGACUGCAGAGUCCCCCGCGAGCAGCAGCAGCAGCAGCAGCAGCAGCAGCAACAGCAACAGCAACUGCAGCAGCAGAUGCAGCAGCAGCAGCAAGUAAAAGGAGAAGACCUGUACUAGAUGCGCUGCAGCAGCUGCAGCAGACAGAACAACAAACCAAUGAAACUGCAACAGCAGCAGCAGCAGCAGCAGCAGCAGCAGGGGGACUAUCAAGUGCAGCAGGCUUUGUGCUGCAGCACGCGGACCUGUGGAACAGCAGCAGCAGCAGCAGCAGCAGCAAAGGAGACAAUAUUGACGAGAAGCUGCUGCGAUCGAGCAGCAGAGACUUGCUGCAGCUGCUGCAGCGGCAGCAGAGCGGCGAUGGGCUGAUGUGCAGCAACAGCAGCAGCAGCAGCAGCAGCAGCAGCAGCAGCCCAUACAGAGAGCUGCGGCAGCAGCUGCUGCCGCAGCGUUCUCGCUCUAUACAAUCUGUGUUGUCUUAUGCAGGAGACAGCAGCAGCAGCAACAGCAGCAGCACGAGCAGACAGAACAGCUUGGAGGUGCUGCUGCUGCAGCUGCGGCAGCAAUCUGCUGAGGCUACACCGGGGGCGGGGAUAGAUGCACUGUCUGCUGCUCUUUCAUCGCGACUAGCAGCAGCAGAAGACAGAGAGACAGAGACAGGAGACAUGUGGGUGCAGCAGCUGCAGCAGGAAGCAGCAGGGUCACCUCCCACGCUGCUGCGGCGAACGCCCAGUGAUGAGAUGGCGUCAGAGGCUGUGCUGCAGCAGCUGCAGCGGCAGCUGACAGACCAGCAGCAGCAGCAGCAGCAGCAGCAACAGCAGCAGCAACAGCAGCAGCAGCAGCAGCAAACACAAGAAGAAGAGCUGCAUCAGCAGCAACUACGCCUGCUGGAGAAAGCUGGCCUCAGCACGGACUGCAGCAGCAGCAGCGUUGUGUCUCCUGUCUUUGGGGGUCUGCUGGGUGAAGAAGCAGCAAAGCAGCAGCAGCAGCAGCAGCAGCAGCAGCAACACCAGCAGCAGCAGCAACAUGAGCUCCAGCACGGACUGCAGCAACACCUGCAGCAGCAACACGAACUCCAGCAGCACCUGCAGCAGCAGCACGAACUGCAGCAGCGCAGCAGCAACGUAUAUCUCUACCGCAGUGCAGCACUCGAUCGGGUCUGCCUGGGGUUAGCAGCACGAACUCAGCAGCAGCUGCAGCAGCAGCAGCAGCAGCAGCAGCAGCAGGAGCUGGAGCAGCAAGCCCGUACUGCAGGAGCGGCAGCAACGGCAGCAUCGGCGGUGUGGGUUGUAUCUCCCCCACAGCCUCUGACGUGUCUCUGCGGAGCAGCGGGGGUGGUUUGA